Actinia tenebrosa (Australian red waratah sea anemone) is the source of this 3516-nucleotide messenger RNA. RefSeq lists its product as uncharacterized. NCBI's taxonomy places the organism in Eukaryota, Metazoa, Cnidaria, Anthozoa, Actiniaria, Actiniidae. The record is from RefSeq and is a predicted model, not a curated record.
AUGGAUACAUGUUUUGAUCUUCAAGAGGACAAACUUUGCGGGGUACUCUAUACUAUUGAAAAUGAGCUUAAUAGAGUAUUAAAUAGUAAAAAAGAGAUCAAAUACAAUGGAUCGAAAACCCAUCAAUACAACAAUCAAAGUGACUUGCCCUUACACCGCAGUGUUCUUGGUGCAGUCAAGAAUCCAGUCUCGUCAAAAAUAACCAGAAGUUAUUUGAAACAAGAGAAAACAAAUCUUCUCGGAAAAGUAAUUCAAACGACACUUUCGAAGGAUUCAGAGCAGAAGCCAGAAAAUCCUAAUAGCGUGACAGGAUCGAAAAGGGUGGCUCCGGCUGUAGCAGGCGCGCUAACAAAAAUCGCGGGAAACGAGCAAGUUCAACAAGCUGUGGUCGAUAAGGGAAUUGAAGUGGCGGGGAAACUGGUUGAUAAACAUCUGAACAUAAUUGACGAGGCCCAAGACAAAGCUUCAAAUUUUCUUAAGAAAAGAAUUGAACUGGAUAUCAUGCCACAAAAGGGUUGGAAGACAGAAGAUAUGUUCGUUCCACCGGGAUACCAGAUUAAUGCCAAGGUUGAAGAUGAAAGUCCAUCGAGUUCUCCGGAAAAUCCUCCCCCAGCAUAUAAUUACCCAGCAGGCAUGGGGAGUGUGAUCAUGAAUGGCUGCUGGGGGACUGGUUAUAAGAAGGGGGACCCUUGCUUUGAUGCUGUGGAGGCAACUGGCCAAUGCAGGAACAUGAUUGAUGGUGCUGCAUUUAUUGGUGUUGGUUUUGAUGGUCGUGGUCAAUACAGCCCUGAGUCCAGGAAGAUGAGUAUCAUCCAGAGAAGCUGUGCUGGAGGGUCCACUUAUGAAAACUUUCAAGUGCCAGACACGAUGAACGUUCAUGGGAUCUACGAUACAACAGCAAGCAUGAGUGUAUUUACGUCACGAUCUGAAUAUCAAAAGUAUUUACAGCGAGAAUCAGGCGUUUCUGGGUCCAGUUUUGGAUUCUACGCUGGUGUCAAGACUGCGUGGGGAAGCUCCAAAAGUGGCGCAAAACAAACCAAUCUUGCCAUCUUUGAUAUCGAUGUGGACAGAUACGAAAUCUUUAAAGACGAGGUAAAGCCACAAGAUCUGAGCAGAAACUUCCUAAGGGAAUUCGUUGGUCUCCAUAUGCAUUACUUCACACCUGGUGCUCCAGCAAAAUUCCAGGACUUCAUUCUUCGGUGGGGAACUCACUACAUCAAGUCUGCCAGGUUUGGUGGUCAGCUGGAACUACGGAAGACACAGUUAGCAAGCAUGACCGCCAGCAAAGAAGAAUUCUCUCGAGAAAGUGAAAUGGAAUUUAAAACUCUUUUUUCGAGCGUAAGCAAAAGGACGAGCGUCAAAUCUGACAGCUCGUCCAAGUCACAGCAAAACUACAUGUCAACAUCUAUGGUUGUGCAAGGGGGAAGUCAGAGAAUAGCAGCUGCAAUAUCCGAUAUGUACUCACCAACAUUUAAGCCUGAAUUUGUGGAAUGGUUACAGAGUAUUCCCGACUACCCCAAAGCCUUCAAGUUCCUCAUGUCAUCUAUCACUGAUCUGGUGGAUUUUCGUGCCAACGACUUGUUUCCAGAGGAAAACAUAGACUGGGGUUGCGAAAAGAAUAAAUUGAAUCUUACACUGGACGAGAUAUCUCAAAAAAGUUACUAUGUUGGCAACAACAACAAACGUGUUUACUGUGAGUUUGCCAGUCGGGAGGAGAUGGACUAUAGCUUGAAACGCAAACGUAUGAGUUUGAAAUGGGCGAUUGAAGUGUACAUGGAAGAGGGAACGAUGUCCAUCAUUGAUAUUAGUAUUCCCGCUGGAAAUGCUGGCUGUCAAAAUCUACUUGCGGCACCCGAAUAUGGUAUUGGCAUCCCAAAGUCUAUGUCAAGGAUUGCCCAAUACAGUGAAGGCAAAUGGUAUACGACAAACGAAAAUGGUGAGUUCCAUCUUUAUGAUGGUUUUAAUAAUGGCGGGAGCAGUAACCUUGCCAACAAGAAAAUUUCCAUAUUUGGUCUUGUCCUGACUUACAACGAGGCCGACGGAAGCCUCACUCUAAACAGUGCAGAUUAUAUAGAGUCUAAAAGGUUCUUUCCUAGUCUAAGCGAACUUUUAAAGGGUAAACAGCUUGCUCGCGCUCAAUGGCCAGUUCAAGAAGUUUUCCAGGAGCGUGGUGGCAGUAAAGUUCAAAACCCGAUAGGACAUUUACCAUGUAACGUUCAUUGGUCUAACGGGCUCAGGUUUGAUCCAAGUGACCGUGGUGGUAAGUGCCUUCAUUUCACAGCUUCUACAAAAGGUACUCUGUAUGUAGUUUUCUCGGCGGUUCCCAGUAACAAGGACACUUGGUACUACGUUGAAAUUGCACCAUUUGGAGUUGGCAUCUACAAGGGACGACGACUUAAAGUAUCUACUGUCAAUACCAAUGCUGUAGCCUUAGGAGACGCUCUCUUGUACCAGUCAUACUUUGUCUGUGUUACUGAGUCACCAACAAGUACCGUCAUUGAGUAUGGCAAGUCCCAGGGCACCACCGACAGUGGAGAUGUCUACUUGACCAUGAUCGAUCACGAUCAGCCGCUACAUGUUCGCUUUUAUUCUUUUGCUAAUGGCGAAGAGCAAGCGCAAGUUGUAGAUUCCCAUGUGGUAUCUCGUAAACUGACCACCGCAGAAUGUAAAGGAGAUACUUACAGAGAUAAGGAGGAGCCAAACUGUGUACAGAGAUGUCACGAAGCUUGUGCCCCUUUAGCAGGGUGCAAAUCCAAUUCCCAGGGAGCACCAAAAGCAUCAGAAUGUAACGAAUGUCGUUAUGCCAGGGAUAGGAAUAGUGUGUGCGUGGACCAGUGUCCUACAGGAGAGUCACCAAAUAAGGAUAAAUAUUGUGCUACAUCAUACGAUUUAAAAUUCAAACCUAACACUGAAAACUCCGCCCUCGCUGGAUUCCCGACUUUAAGCGAACUCACGAUCUGUUUUUGGACUCGUUUCUCCAAUAGUCCAAGUGGAAAAUUUUUGGAUAUUUUGAAAUAUUUUAACAAAGGUGCAACAGAAUCCGUGUUUGAAGUGAGUGCUCUGCGCACUACACAAGGAAUACCAAGGAUAUUUGUCGGCGUUUAUAUGGUUGUCAGGGGAGAUAUGCGUUAUCAUAGUAGAACUUCAGAUGUUAAAAACGACAACGGAUGGCACCAUUUUUGCGUGACUCGAGACAGUAACUCAGGUUCAACAAAUCUUUAUGGCAAUGGCAUCAAAGAAAACGCGGAUAUUUCUAACCAAUUUAUGAUUCCAAGAGCAGUUCCCAUGGCAGAAGGAAAGAUGCACUUCGGGGGAUUUGGCGUGAACAACUUCCCAGGAGAGAUAUCAGGUCUUAAUAUCUGGGGAAAAAUUUUGUCGGAGGAUGAAAUUGCUAAAAUAGCUCAGUCGUGUGAUGGCAGUAAUCCAGGGAAUGUGAAAAACUGGAGUGACAUCAAGAAUGAAUUGAACCUGAGUAAAUACACUAUUACAUCGCCUUCCAAGUGCAAAACAAAUUAA